AUGACUAAUUUAUUAAUUUUAUUUCCCUCAAAUCCCCCGAAGGUGUUUUCCUUUGAUGAACUUGCACAACUGUUGAAAGAUAUUUUUUAUGAACCGUCUUCUUCACUGAACUUUUGCUGCAACUGUUUGAAUCCGGUUAGAUCGGGCAUUGAUGACUAUCUUACAUAUGCAAGCGUAUUGAACCGUCAGUGUGAAAGAUUCAAACUCAGAAAAAGGACAGAAGAUCAAUUUAAAUGUCUCAGCUUUAUCUGUGGCCUACAGUCACCACGAGAUGUCGACAUCCGAGCUCGAUUGUUAAGCAAGUUUGAACAGAAUCCAUCAGUCAACCACGAUACAGCAAUUAUAGAUCGUACUAAUCUAUCUCAAUUUGACCAUGUGCAUGCCGUUUCGAAGAUUAUUCAGAGGCCAGGUGCGAAGAAGCAAUCGGUGGCGUUCAGUAAGCCACCUACGUCUUACUGGAAGUGCAAUAAAUGGCACUUCGCCCGUUUCUGCCCCUUCAAGAAGCACCAGUGUCAGAAGUGCCACAAAAAAGGAUACAAAGAAGAGUGCUGCCGCACAACCUUCUCUCAACAAGGCAACUGGAAGUGCAAUGGCACUUCGCCCGUUUCUGCCCCUUCAAGAAGCACCAGUGUCAGAAGUGCCACAAAAAAGGAUACAAAGAAGAGUGCUUGCUGCACAACCUUCUCUCAACAAGGCAACAAACCAUUCAAGCAAACAAUGCGUCCUUCAAAGCCACACACCAAACCAGUACUAGUCAGUUUCAACCCGGAUUGGAAACGUCAGAGAAAAUUCGUACGUCUGCAACUCGAUACCGCUUCCGAUAUCACAGUCAUUCCCAAAGAUAUCUGGAAAAUAAUGGGUAGACCUCUUUUCAACUUCACAACUCGUGUUGCUCUAAACGCUUCUGGUGGAAAAUUACAAUUGACCGGUGAGCUUCCUUGUUCUGUGCUGUGCAACAAUAUUCGUUUCACUGGAAUGUUACUUGCCCUUGGCUAUCAAGCGGCUCUCUGGACUCGGGUUCACGGUAUUAAGAAGGCAUUAAGAAAACUGUGGUCUACAACAGAAAACAACCUCACUUUUGUACUGGCCGAGAAGAGGAAAUUAGUGGGACCACACAGAAAAGCAGACGAAUAUCGGGCACUGAACAAGGACUCAACGAUUGCAGGACGUGAGCUAGACACGGGACAAAUAGCAGACUUGGGAAAAUUUAGAUAUCUUGUGGCGGGAUUACGAUUUAUACCAAAAGGAUUGAUGAUCAAGGUAAAAGAAAUGGAUAAACAGUCCACUAUAUUUUUUUAUGAACCGUCUUCUUCACUGAACUUUUGCUGCAACUGUUUGAAUCCGGUUAGAUCGGGCAUUGAUGACUAUCUUACAUAUGCAAGCGUAUUGAACCGUCAGUGUGAAAGAUUCAAACUCAGAAAAAGGACAGAAGAUCAAUUUAAAUGUCUCAGCUUUAUCUGUGGCCUACAGUCACCACGAGAUGUCGACAUCCGAGCUCGAUUGUUAAGCAAGUUUGAACAGAAUCCAUCAGUCAACCACGAUACAGCAAUUAUAGAUCGUACUAAUCUAUCUCAAUUUGACCAUGUGCAUGCCGUUUCGAAGAUUAUUCAGAGGCCAGGUGCGAAGAAGCAAUCGGUGGCGUUCAGUAAGCCACCUACGUCUUACUGGAAGUGCAAUAAAUGGCACUUCGCCCGUUUCUGCCCCUUCAAGAAGCACCAGUGUCAGAAGUGCCACAAAAAAGGAUACAAAGAAGAGUGCUGCCGCACAACCUUCUCUCAACAAGGCAACAAACCAUUCAAGCAAACAAUGCGUCCUUCAAAGCCACACACCAAACCAGUACUAGUCAGUUUCAACCCGGAUUGGAAACGUCAGAGAAAAUUCGUACGUCUGCAACUCGAUACCGCUUCCGAUAUCACAGUCAUUCCCAAAGAUAUCUGGAAAAUAAUGGGUAGACCUCUUUUCAACUUCACAACUCGUGUUGCUCUAAACGCUUCUGGUGGAAAAGUUGUCUUAACACACAGUGUGGUUGAGUUUCACUACGAUACUGAAUCCGAUUCUACUUUCGAAUCAUGGUUACGAUGA
Messenger RNA from Opisthorchis viverrini, 2082 nucleotides. RefSeq lists its product as hypothetical. The record is from RefSeq and is a predicted model, not a curated record. NCBI's taxonomy places the organism in Eukaryota, Metazoa, Platyhelminthes, Trematoda, Opisthorchiida, Opisthorchiidae. The transcript has 9 exons. Bases 1 to 2082 code for a protein of 693 amino acids.